CUUCUUCUUCUUCUUCAUCAUCUCCUCCUCCUCCUCCUCCUCCUCCUCCGCUCCAGCUGCGCGGCCCCGAGCCCAGGCGCUAUGGCCCUGGACGGGAUAAGGAUGCCAGAUGGCUGCUACGCGGACGGGACGUGGGAACUGAGCGUCCACGUGACGGACCUCAACCGAGACGUGACGCUGCGAGUGACGGGGGAGGUCCACAUCGGAGGGGUCAUGCUCAAGUUGGUGGAGAAGCUCGAUGUCAAAAAAGAUUGGUCGGACCAUGCCUUAUGGUGGGAGAAGAAGAGAACGUGGCUUCUCAAAACUCACUGGACUUUAGACAAAUAUGGUAUACAAGCUGAUGCUAAACUCCAGUUCACACCUCAACACAAACUGCUCCGCCUCCAGCUUCCCAACAUGAAGUACGUGAAGGUGAAAGUGAACUUUUCCGACCGAGUCUUCAAAGCUGUUUCUGACAUCUGCAAGACUUUUAAUAUCCGACAUCCCGAAGAGCUCUCGCUCUUGAAAAAACCCAGAGAUCCCACAAAGAAGAAAAAGAAAAAACUAGAUGACCAGUCGGAAGAUGAGGCACUUGAACUAGAGGGACCAUUGAUUACGCCUGGAUCGGGCACUGAUGUUCUUUACAUUGGCCCUCUGAAAGGAAGCAUAUAUUCGAGCCCAGGACUCUACAGCAAGACAAUGACGCCAACUUACGACGCUCACGACGGCAGCCCCUUAUCGCCAACGUCGGCUUGGUUCGGAGACAGCGCUCUAUCAGAAGGCAACCCCGGCAUACUCGCCGUUAGCCAGCCAAUCACGUCGCCGGAAAUCCUGGCCAAAAUGUUCAAGCCACAGGCGCUCCUCGAUAAGGCAAAAAUCAACCAAGGGUGGCUGGAUUCCUCGAGGUCCCUCAUGGAGCAAGAUGUGAAGGAAAACGAGGCCUUGCUGCUCCGGUUCAAGUAUUACAGCUUUUUCGAUUUGAAUCCAAAGUACGAUGCCAUCAGGAUCAACCAACUUUAUGAGCAGUCCAAGUGGGCCAUUCUUCUAGAAGAAAUUGAAUGUACAGAAGAAGAAAUGAUGAUGUUUGCAGCCCUGCAGUAUCACAUCAAUAAAUUAUCCAUCAUGUCAUCAGAAAAUCAUUUGAACAACAGCGACAAAGAAGUUGACGAAGUCGAUGCGGCCCUUUCCGACUUGGAGAUUACUCUGGAAGGGGGUAAAACAUCAACCAUUCUGGGUGACAUCACUUCCAUUCCUGAACUUGCUGACUACAUAAAAGUUUUCAAGCCAAAGAAGCUGACCCUCAAAGGUUACAAGCAGUACUGGUGUACCUUCAAAGACACAUCUAUUUCGUGCUACAAAAGUAAGGAGGAAUCCAGUGGGACCCCAGCUCACCAAAUGAACAUGAGAGGAUGCGAGGUUACUCCUGACGUAAACAUAUCUGGCCAGAAAUUUAAUAUUAAACUCCUAAUUCCGGUGGCGGAGGGGAUGAAUGAAAUCUGGCUUCGUUGCGACAAUGAGAAGCAGUACGCCCAUUGGAUGGCAGCCUGCCGAUUGGCCUCCAAGGGCAAGACCAUGGCCGACAGCUCAUACAAUCUGGAAGUUCAGAACAUUCUCUCCUUCCUGAAGAUGCAGCAUUUGAACCCAGACCCUCAGAUAAUAACCGAGCAGGUCACAACGGAUAUCAACCCCGAAUGCCUGGUGUCUCCUCGCUACCUAAAAAAAUACAAGAAUAAGCAGGAAAAAGGAUGCAAAAAGCAGAUGCCAGGCUAUAUAAGAGACUUGAUCACAGCAAGAAUCCUGGAGGCCCAUCAGAAUGUAGCUCAGAUGAGUCUCAUUGAAGCCAAGAUGAGGUUUAUUCAAGCUUGGCAGUCUUUACCGGAAUUCGGCAUCACACAUUUUAUUGCAAGGUUCCAAGGGGGUAAGAAAGAAGAACUGAUUGGCAUCACUUACAACAGACUAAUCCGCAUGGACGCCAGUACCGGAGAUGCAAUUAAAACGUGGCGGUUCAGCAACAUGAAACAGUGGAACGUCAACUGGGAAAUCAAAAUGGUGACGGUGGAGUUCGCCGACGAGCUACGGCUGUCUUUCAUUUGUACCGAGGUGGAUUGCAAAGUGGUCCACGAGUUCAUCGGCGGCUACAUCUUCCUGUCAACACGCGCAAAAGACCAAAACGAAAGUUUAGACGAAGAGAUGUUCUACAAACUUACCAGUGGUUGGGUGUGAGUUGUGCGGUGUAAAAGGAAACUCCAUGGCCAUAGCGAUAUUUAACUACCAAGGCUGUUAUUUGAAAUAUGCUGCUUAAUAAAGUAAGCUUGACAAUGUAUCCUUUUAUCAUGGGAAUUCUUUGCAUUACCAGACCAGUUAAUACGUGCACUAACAGGCACUUCCAUUAAUCUGCUACCGUGAUACAGUAUGUGGCAAGUUCUGCUUAUCUUAAGACCAUGGAACUCGGAGGUGAUAGGCAAAAUCAGGAAUCAAAUUGGACUGAUUGAAGCUAGCGAAACUGCAAGCAAUCCAAGCCAUUUAUUGUGACACUGUCCAGGGCUUAAACUAUAUGAAGUCUAUUUAUCGUAUUUAAUGCAUGUGUUUUAUUUUAUGUGUAAAUUUGACCUCAUGUUUAGCAGACCUCCUCCCCUCUGGUAGCUGUUUGAUCUUUAUUUUCACACUACAUAAAUCAGGGCUUCUGCAGAGGCCUGGAAUGCUGAAGUUUCAUUGUGUCUGAGAUCUUGAAGGGUGUGAUCUUUAGCCCGUUAUAACUUUGUUCAUUUCUGUUUGUCUUAUGUCUUAAUAAUCAUUUCUAUUAUUUCAUGUUUUUAUUUUAUUUUGACACCAUAUUGUAUUACAAACACUCGUAGUAUUCACCAGCAUAUUCACCGUCUGCCUAAGAAGCAGCUUUUGCAUUUACAAAAAUGAAGUAAAGGUUUAUGAAGUAUGCGUAUUGUGUAACUAAUGUACAAACACAAAUUUUAUAAAAACUGUACAGUUUUUGUUUUUCAUUUUUUGUUUUUUGUUUUUUUUUGAAACUAGCCUCACAAGGGAGAGAUGCCUAGAUUUAGUGUUUCAGCAUUAGUUUGUAAGGCUUCUGAAAGCUGGCUACCCAUUUAGGAAAAAUCCGGGGCAAUACAAUCAGAUUGUACUUCAGCCAAGUGAGGUGCGACUUUGUCGCAACCAGUUCGGAAAAUGCCACAGUGUCCUUAAUCCGACGAUGUCAGACGGCCUGAGCCAGCCUGUCAGGCUCUUGCCCUCUGCAUUGGUGCUAGUGAGGUAACCCCCAACCUUGGCAACCCCAAAAGGGAAGCGGGAAGGGCAGGUUACCAGCGUUGUCCAGUAUGUUUCGGUUUAAAAACUGUAAAAAUGCAUUUUAUUUUAAAUAAAAGUAAAACCUUUUAUUUAA
Tachyglossus aculeatus (Australian echidna) is the source of this 3373-nucleotide messenger RNA. It is a transcript of the gene FERMT2, whose product is annotated as fermitin family member 2. The coding region runs from base 82 to 2202 and encodes 706 amino acids. Lineage: Eukaryota; Metazoa; Chordata; Mammalia; Monotremata; Tachyglossidae. Gene Ontology annotation, biological process: integrin-mediated signaling pathway; cell-matrix adhesion. Gene Ontology annotation, cellular component: extrinsic component of cytoplasmic side of plasma membrane; focal adhesion. The record is from RefSeq and is a predicted model, not a curated record. The transcript has 18 exons. Gene Ontology annotation, molecular function: integrin binding.